AUGGAGAAGGGCACCAAGCCAGAUUACUUGGCCACCGUGGAUGUGGAUCCCAAGAGCCCCACCUACUCUCAGGUGAUCCACCGUUUGCACAUGGCGGAGCCGGGCGACGAGCUGCACCACUUGGGCUGGAACGCCUGCUCCAGCUGCCGCGGUCAAACGGGACGCCCCACGCAUUCCUUCAUCGUGGCGCCCGGCGUCUUGUCGGGCAACAUCCACAUCAUCGACGUGAAGUCGGAUCCCAAGGCACCGAAGCUCCACAAGACCAUCCCAGGGCCGGAGAUUCUGAGCAAAGUGGGUGCGGCGUUGCCGCAUACCACGCACUGCGCUCCGGACGAGCUCAUCAUGUCCUUCAUGGGCAGUGGCACUGCGAAGGAUGGCUUCAAACCGGAAGGCGCUGGCUUUGUGUCCUUUGACCCCAGGACGUUUGAGAUCAAGCGACGUUGGGAGGCGGGGCCCAAGGCACCAACCUUUGGAUAUGACUUUUGGUAUCAGCUGCGGCACGAUGUCAUGAUCUCCUCUGAGUGGGGCGAUCCUGAUUGCUUCACCAAGGGCUUCAAUCCAGGCCAUGUCUCGGAAGGAAAGUAUGGCAACAAGCUCUACGUCUGGAACUUCAAGGAUCAUACUUUGAAGCAGGAGAUUGAUUUGGGUGCCGGCGCCAUUCCCUUGGAAGUCCGCUUCUUGCACAAUCCCGAGAAGCCCGUGGCCUUUACUGGAUGUGCCCUGAGCUCCGAGAUGAUCCAGAUCACACCGAAGAGUGAUGGUCAAUGGGCAGCCAAGUGUGUGAUCAAAGUGGACCCCAUUCCGGUCACAGGCUGGGCCUUGCCUCAUAUGCCAGGGCUCAUCACGGAUUUCUUGAUCUCCAUGGACGAUCGGUUUUUGUAUCUCUCCAAUUGGUUGCACGGCGACGUGCGUCAGUACGACCUCAGCGGUGAAGAGCCGAAGCUGGUGGGACAGUUCUUCGUGGGAGGUUCCAUGAAGCGUGGAGGCCCCGUGAAGCGCACCGAUGGAGAGGAACAACCUGAAGCCUUGGUGGUGAAGGGAGUGGAAAUCCAAGGUGGAGCACAGAUGGUCCAACUGAGUCUGGAUGGAAAGCGGCUUUACGUGUCCACGUCCCUCUUUUCUUCCUGGGACAAGCAGUUCUAUCCGGACAUGGCCACACGUGGUGCGCAGAUGAUUCAGUUGGAUGUCGACACCGAGAAGGGCGGGCUCACAUUGAACCCCGAUUUCUUGGUGGAUUUUGGACAAGAACCCGAUGGCCCAGUGCUGUGCCAUGAAAUGCGACUGCCGGGCGGCGACUGCACCAGUGACAUCUUCCUCUAA
Durusdinium trenchii is the source of this 1320-nucleotide messenger RNA. NCBI's taxonomy places the organism in Eukaryota, Dinophyceae, Suessiales, Symbiodiniaceae. The record is from the annotation of a GenBank genome assembly.